AUGGAGUCAACAUCAGAGAUAGUUAACUUCGGAAAGUCUCUAUUAGUUCCUAGUGUGCUAGAGCUGGCCAAAGAGCCUAUUGACAAGAUCCCAAUACGAUAUGUGCACCAUGACCAAGACCCUCCAUCCAAUGAUGUUCAUGUCCCAUCAGUACCUAUUGUCAAUCUCAAGAGCUUGCUUACAGGAGAGUCCAUGAAUUAUGAGCUGGAAAAGCUUCAUUUCGCUUGCAUAGACUGGGGCUUUUUUCAGAUCAUAGACCAUGGAGUUUCUCUUUCAUUGCUAGAGGAGUUUAGAAGGCAAGUCAUAGAUUUUUUUAAUCUUCCAAUGGAAGACAAAAAGAAACUAUGGCAACAACCAGACAACCACGAGGGAUUUGGGCAGCUCUUUGUUAUAUCCGAGGAGCAGAAGCUGGAUUGGUCAGACAUGUUUUACAUAACAACUCUACCCGUCAAUCAAAGGAAGAUUGAGUUGUUCGAAAAAUUACCUAUAAAGCUCAGGGAAACUAUGGAGGCAUACUCCGAAGAACUGAAAAAGCUAGCCAUGACUUUAUUAAGUCUAAUGGCUAAGGCUCUAACAAUUGACGAUAAUGAGAUUAAAGAACUAUUUAGAGAUGGGGUGCAAUCAAUGCGGAUGAAUUACUAUCCUCCUUGCCCCGAGCCUGACAAUGCCAUUGGCUUCACUCCUCAUUCGGAUGCAGAUGCUCUAACAAUUCUGUUUCAGCUCAAUGAAACUGAGGGCCUUCAGAUUCGAAAAGAUGGUAAAUGGGUUCCAGUUAAACCACUUCAAAAUGCUUUUGUGGUUAAUGUUGGUGACAUAAUGGAGAUUGUGAGUAAUAGUGUGUAUCGGAGCAUUGAGCAUAGAGCAAUAGUGAACUCGGACAGUAAGAGGCUCUCAGUUGCCACAUUUUAUAGCUCCAACCUCGGCUCGGAGUUGGGCCCUGCACGUAGCCUUGUUGGACCAAAGAAUCCACCAGUUUUUCGACGAAUGCCCAUUGAAGAGUACUUCAAGAAUUUCUUCGCUAGGAAACUCAAUGGCAAGUCUUAUAUUGAUUUUUUGAAGCUGGAAGUUACAGGCAAUGGCAGUACAGAUAAACUAACGAUUCUCCUCCUUUGA
This is a messenger RNA of Fraxinus pennsylvanica, 1113 nucleotides long. NCBI's taxonomy places the organism in Eukaryota, Viridiplantae, Streptophyta, Magnoliopsida, Lamiales, Oleaceae. The record is from the annotation of a GenBank genome assembly.